Salvia splendens (bonfire salvia) is the source of this 1953-nucleotide messenger RNA. Its product is annotated as probable CoA ligase CCL7. Bases 164 to 1798 code for a protein of 544 amino acids. The record is from RefSeq and is a predicted model, not a curated record. Gene Ontology annotation, molecular function: CoA-ligase activity. Lineage: Eukaryota; Viridiplantae; Streptophyta; Magnoliopsida; Lamiales; Lamiaceae. The transcript has 6 exons.
AACAUGCUCUCUCUCUCUCUCUGUUUGUUGAGAAGUUUUGUCAUCUAAUGAUUUAGAGUUUGUUCAAAUUUCUGUAUUAUUUCUAUAUAUAUACAAAAGGACGGAGUAUCAAUUCAAUUGUAAUAGCAUUCAUUCACUUGCAUUUCAAAACGCAUCACAGAAAAUGGAGAAAUCCGGCUAUGGCAGCGACGGCGUGUUCCGAUCGGUUCGCCCUCCGCUAUCCCUCCCCACAAACCCCAACCUCUCCAUCGUCUCCUUCCUCUUCCGAAACGCUUCCUCCUUCGCCGACAAGCCCGCCCUAAUCGACGCCCACACCGGCCAAACCCUCACCUUCUCACACUUCAAAUCCAUGGUCUCCAGAGUCGCCCAGGGCUUGCUCCUCCUCGGCAUCAAGAGAAACGACGUCGUCCUUAUUCUUUCCCCCAAUUCCAUCCAGUUCCCCCUCUGUUUCUUCGGAUCCGCCGCCAUCGGCGCCGUCGUCACCACCGUCAACCCCGCCUACACCGCUGCGGAGGUAUCCAAGCAGCUCAAGGAUUCAACGGCCAAGAUGAUUUUCACCGUCGAGGAAUUACUCCCCAAGGUCAAAGACUUCGGCCUCCCCAUUGUUCUGCUCGGUGAUUCCAACCAUCGGAGAAUCCCCAAAAUCACUCUGUUUUCGGAGCUGGUGGCAAACGAGGGGUCGGUGGAUAUCGACGGCGAUUCGUUCGGAAUCAAACAGGACGACACAGCGGCGCUGCUCUACUCCUCGGGGACGACCGGCGCGAGCAAGGGCGUGGUUCUGACGCACCGGAACUUCAUCACCGCGACGCAGAUGAGCACCGCGGAUCAGGAGAGGGGCGAGGUGUUCCUGUGCGUGCUGCCGAUGUAUCACGUGUUCGGGCUGGCGGUGGUGCUGCUCGCGCAGCUGCAGCUUGGCAGCACCGUCGUUUCGAUGAGCAAGUUCGACUUUGAGUUGCUACUGAGGUCGGUGGAGAAGUACAGAGUGACGCAGCUGUGGGUGGUGCCGCCGAUCAUACUGGCGCUGGCCAAGAACGAUUUGGUGAAAAAGUACGAUAUGUCGUCGUUGAAGAGUGUUGGAUCAGGCGCUGCUCCUCUCGGCAAGGAGCUCAUGCAGGAUUGUGCUAAAAAAUUCCCUCUCGCUGAUGUUAUGCAAGGGUAUGGAAUGACAGAAACCUGUGGAAUUGUUUCUGUGGAGAAUCCAGAUGCAGGGUCUCGACUUUCUGGUUCUGCCGGCAAGCUUGUUCCUGGAAUGGAGUGUCUAAUAGCUAGCGUCGAAACAUUGAAGCCUCUUCCGCCCAACCAGUUGGGGGAAAUUUGGGUGCGAGGACAGAAUGUAAUGCAAGGUUAUUUCAGGAAUCCGCAGGCCACAAAGGAUACGAUAGAUGAACAAGGUUGGAUGCAUACGGGAGAUCUUGGAUACUUCGAUGAGGAUGGCCAGCUAUAUGUUGUUGACCGAAUUAAAGAGCUCAUCAAGUAUAAGGGGUUUCAGGUUGCUCCAGCGGAGCUUGAAGGGCUGCUCGUUUCCCAUCCCGAGAUAUCAGAUGCUGUGGUCAUCCCAUAUCCGGAUGAAGAAGCUGGUGAAGUCCCGGCUGCUUAUGUUGUUCGGGCGCUUACCAGCUCACUGACUGAAGAAGAUAUCAAGAAAUUCAUUGCCGAUCAGGUUGCACCUUUCAAACGAUUGAGGAGAGUUACGUUCGUGGACAGUGUCCCGAAAUCGGCUGCUGGGAAAAUACUGAGGCGCGAACUGAUCGACAAUGUCAGGCGUGAAGUGAUUGGCAAACUCCGAUCAAAGCUGUAAUCUCUUUCAUCAUUAUUUAUAUCCACAGUUUCGGAACUGGAAUAUUAGUAUGCUCUGUAGUACUCUUUCCUAAACUUCUACGAGUGAGAGUGACUACAUAAAGAUGCUUAUGUGAAUAAAUAGACUUUGCAUACUAGUAUUUUUAUUUUGAGGUA